UAGAGACAAAAAGCAGAACACAGUUCAUUCACACAGCGCACAAACGCACAGCAGAAUUCUAGGGAGAGAAAAGCUCGAAUCUUUUCACGUCUUACGGAAAACUCGCAUGCGAUUCCUUUGCAGGUGACGAAAUCCAUUGUUGGGUUUGAAUCAUGCCGUCGGGUGCGAAGAAGAGAAAAGCCCUGAAGAAGAAGAAGGAGAAGGAAUCUAUCGGAAUCGGUAAGGGGAACGACAACGGCGACAAUCUUCCUGGUAAUGAUGAUCCCGAAAGUGAUGGCAAUCUGAGUUCACCUAAUUCUCGCGGAAAUGGAGAAGAAACGCAUCCAUCUGCUUUUGAGAAGGACAAAGCUGAGACCUCUGUUCUUGUUGAUUCCUUCAAACCUCAUGUUUCUGCAUCCGAGGUUGUGAUAUUUGACGAUAAAGAUCAAGUUAAGACCUCGAACAUAAGUUCGGAUUCUGUCGAUCAUAAGUUUGGUGAACUAGAAGAGAAGGAAAAACUUAAAGACGGUAACUUGAUUACACCCUCAGAAGAAUCUGCUGAAAUGGGCAAAGAAGCCAAGUCGGUUCUACAAUCUGAAAUUCCAGAAUGUCCCGAGGCAAAGAGUCUUUUGGCAUCCGGUCCACCGGUUGCACGAACGUCAUGGUUGAGUUGCUGCGGUUUGUUUGAUGCGAUGGCAGGGUCUGAACGAUAAAUCACAGGUUGAGAUUCUUAGUACCCGUUUUUUAUAUCCGAUUUAUCCGUUCCUUAGUGUUACUGCUAUCUUCAUCUAUAUUAUCCAUGACUGGGGAGUCUGGGACUUGUGUUCUUGUAGUGUUCUUGUGUUGGUUUCUCUUUUGAAGUAAUUUACAAUUCUUCCCUCUUCGGCUGCACUAAGCUUUAGCAUAUAAAAGUUUUAAUACGAGGAUGGAUCGCCCAUGGACUUGGAAUCUUGGAUUGGACAGUGUUUCCUUUCCUAUCUUUGAAACCCUUCUCUGAGAUGCUUUUUGCCAGCUUUGUAGUUGAAAUUGGUCAGAGUUGGAGUAGUGAGCUUUUUGUUGUUCAUCUGUUUCAAAAUUUUUAGCUGCAUGAAAAUUUUCGGUAAAGAUC
Messenger RNA from Tarenaya hassleriana, 1087 nucleotides. RefSeq lists its product as uncharacterized. The record is from RefSeq and is a predicted model, not a curated record. Lineage: Eukaryota; Viridiplantae; Streptophyta; Magnoliopsida; Brassicales; Cleomaceae. Bases 153 to 692 code for a protein of 179 amino acids. The transcript is spliced from 3 exons.